CUGCUGCGAACCGCCCAGUCCUGGACACCAGGGUGCCACGAACACGCUGAUGCCCCGAGUGCUCGCAGGGCUUCCACUAACCAUGCUGCAGUCUCCAGCAGCUGCUUUGGUGCUGCCCCUGUUACUGCUACUGCUGGUGGUGCAGACACCUCCCCCGACCAGCGCGAGGCCAUCCCCAGGCCCCGAUUACCUGCGGCGUGGCUGGCUGCGGCUGCUGGCGGAGGGCGAGGGCUGCGCUCCCUGCCGGUUAGAAGAAUGCGCCGCGCCUCGCGGCUGUCUGGCGGGCUGGGUGCGCGACGCGUGCGGAUGCUGCUGGGAAUGUGCCAACCUCGAGGGCCAGCUCUGCGACCUGGAUCCCAGCGCUCACUUCUACGGGCGCUGCGGCGAGCAGCUUGAAUGUCGGUUAGACGCAGGUGGCGACCUGAGCCGCGGAGAGGUGCCGGAGCCGCUGUGUGCCUGCCGCUCGCAGCGCCCGCUCUGCGGGUCCGAUGGCCGCACCUACACACACAUUUGCCGCUUGCAGGAGGCGGCCCGGGCUCGGCCCGACGCCAACCUCACUGAGGCGCACCCGGGGCCCUGCGAAUCGGAGCCCCAGAUCGUGUCACACCCAUAUGACAUUUGGAAUGUGACAGGGCAGGAUGUGAUCUUUGGCUGUGAGGUGUUUGCUUACCCCAUGGCCUCCAUCGAGUGGAGGAAGGAUGGCUUGGACAUCCAGCUGCCAGGGGAUGACCCCCACAUCUCUGUUCAGUUUAGGGGUGGACCCCAGAGGUUUGAGGUGACUGGCUGGCUGCAGAUCCAGGCUGUGCGUCCCAGUGAUGAGGGCACCUACCGCUGCCUUGCCCGAAAUGCCCUGGGUCAGGUGGAGGCACCUGCUAGCCUGACAGUGCUCACACCAGAUCAGCUGAACUCUACAGGUAUUCCCCAGCUGCGGUCACUAAACCUGGUUCCUGAAGAGGACGCUGAAAGUGAAGAGAGCGAGGAUUACUACUAGGUCCAGAGAUUUGCCCCAUUGGGGUGGGUGAGCAGGCAUAGUGCUCAGUCCCUGUUCUUUAAAAGACUUAAAAAGGGGAAGGAGGGUCCCUUCAUGGAUUGCUUUAAUGCUCUUAGUAGGGGUGAUCAUGGUGGUUGGGGAGUCUACUUGCCUCUAGAAGGGGGUCGUAGAGGGAGGAAACAAUAGGAGAAGUGGUGUGCAAAGGGGCCCGUGUAGGAGCUGCCUUGGCCAGGAGUGUCUCCACCAUGGACCAGCCAGGAUGAAGACGAGAGCUGCCAGCUGCUCCCCAGGCUGGGGAGGGGCCGAGGCAGACACAAAG
Molecule: messenger RNA, 1310 nt
Organism: Otolemur garnettii (small-eared galago)
Lineage: Eukaryota; Metazoa; Chordata; Mammalia; Primates; Galagidae
Gene: KAZALD1
Product: Kazal type serine peptidase inhibitor domain 1
Biological process (GO): regulation of cell growth; regulation of signal transduction
Cellular component (GO): extracellular region
Molecular function (GO): insulin-like growth factor binding
Source: RefSeq, a predicted model, not a curated record